AUGACGGAACCUGAGGGCUUCGAAGAUGAUCUCUUCGCUGAUCUGUACAACGAUGAUGAAGCUCCCAAGCCCCCGCCUCCCACAGCAGCAGCACCAGCCCCCGCUGUCAGCAGCGCCCCCGCGACAACAAUAGAAACCAAGGUCAUCACACCCGUCGUCGAAGAGGCCAAUGGAGAAGCCUCGCCUGGAGGUGCAUUCGACCAAGAUGACGAGGAUGGCGAUGUAGAUUUCGACUUGGGAGAACCCGAAACAAUCUCGUCUCCUCCACCGCCACCACCUCAACCACAAAGACACGAUAUACCCGAAUCACCCCCCUCCACUUCAGGCGCAAUGAUGAAGGCAGGUUCGACGAAGGAAGAUGGCUACAUACAAAACUCGGAAGAUGCAUACCAGAAGGAGGCGGAGGGUAUCGACACGAGUGGCGGAUUCGACGGGACGAUGACAUGGCGUUGGCUCUUGGGCAAGGCGGUUGUCUGA
Scedosporium apiospermum is the source of this 477-nucleotide messenger RNA. RefSeq lists its product as uncharacterized. The record is from RefSeq and is a predicted model, not a curated record. Bases 1 to 477 code for a protein of 158 amino acids. The transcript has 3 exons. Lineage: Eukaryota; Fungi; Ascomycota; Sordariomycetes; Microascales; Microascaceae.